Lethenteron reissneri (Far Eastern brook lamprey) is the source of this 1723-nucleotide messenger RNA. RefSeq names its product actin-like protein 6B. Lineage: Eukaryota; Metazoa; Chordata; Hyperoartia; Petromyzontiformes; Petromyzontidae. The record is from RefSeq and is a predicted model, not a curated record.
ACACGCGCACACGCACGCACACACACGCGCACACGCACGCACACACGCACACACACGCGCACACGCACGCACGCACGCGCGCACACGGACCCAUAGGCGCGCGCCGUUCUAUCCGGUAGGGAAUACGACAGCUUCCACACGGCAGUAGGUGCUAUACAAUAGGCAGUGGCGGGGUUGACACGGGAGCACCGCAGAGAGAAAGAAGCAAAAAAAAGGGGCAGCGUCCGCGAGAUAAAACCCCUGCCCUGCUGCCCUGCUGCCCAGAAUGAGCGGAGGUGUUUAUGGAGGAGACGAAGUGGGAGCGCUUGUCUUUGACAUCGGAUCGUACACGGUGCGUGCUGGAUAUGCCGGGGAGGAUUGUCCCAAGGCCGACUUCCCGACGGCGCUGGGCGUGGCGCUCGCCGAGCGCGAGGCAGACGGUGCCGCGGGACCGACCGACGGUGAUGCCGCAACGCGCAAGGAGCGCGCCGCCGCCGCGCGCACCUACUCCAUCGACACCAACGCCCUGCACGUGCCGCGCGAGGGCGUCGAGAUCUGCUCUCCGCUCAAGAACGGCAUGAUCGAGGACUGGGACAGCUUUCAGGCCAUCCUCGACCACACGUACCGCCGGCACAUCAAGUCGGAGACGCCGCUGCAUCCCGUGCUCAUGUCCGAGGCUCCCUGGAACGCGCGGGGAAAGAGGGAGAAGCUCACGGAGAUCAUGUUUGAGCACUACAACAUCCCCGCCUUCUUCCUGUGCAAGACGGCCGUACUCUCCGCCUUCGCGAACGGGCGCUCCACGGGUUUGGUCCUAGACAGCGGAGCGACGCACACCACUGCCAUCCCCGUGCACGACGGAUACGUCCUGCAGCAGGGCAUCGUGAAGUCGCCGCUCGCCGGAGACUUCAUCACCAUGCAGUGCCGCGAGCUCUUCCAGGAGACUGCCAUCGAGAUCACGCCGCCCUACCAGAUUGCCGCCAAGGAGCCGGUACGGGAGGGGGCGCCCCCAAACUGGAGGAAGAAGGAGAAGCUGCCGACCGUGAGCAAGUCCUGGCACACGUACAUGUGCAACGAGGUGAUCCAGGACUUCCAAGCGACGGUGCUCCAGGUUUCCGAUUCUCCCUACGACGAGCAGUCUGCUGCCCAGAUGCCGACCGUGCACUAUGAGUUCACCAACGGCUACAACUGCGACUUUGGGGCCGAGCGCCUCAAGAUUCCCGAGGGACUCUUUGAUCCCUCCAACGUGAAGGGGCUGUCGGGAAACACGAUGCUCGGAGUGAGCCACGUGGUCACCACGAGCGUGGGGAUGUGCGACAUCGACAUCCGACCGGGUCUCUAUGGGAGUGUGAUCGUGUCGGGAGGAAACACUCUCCUCCAAGGGUUCACCGAUCGCCUCAACCGAGACCUCUCACAGAAAACGCCGCCGAGCAUGAGACUCAAGCUCAUUGCCAGCCCCAGCACAGUGGAGCGGCGUUUCAGCUCCUGGGUCGGAGGCUCCAUCCUCGCCUCGCUGGGCACGUUCCAGCAGAUGUGGAUUUCCAAGCAGGAGUACGAGGAGGGAGGGAAGCAGUGCGUGGAGAGGAAAUGCCCCUGAGCCGCCCGAUCAUUGCAUCGAGCGGCGCCAGGCGACGGUGCGUCCGCGCGUGCGUGCGCACGAGAGCCGCUUCCAACGGGAGCUCCGGCACCGACUGUUUCACACGCGCGCGCUCUCUCGCGGAUUUUGACCGCCGGAGUUGGGACGGAC